CCAUCGAGUCGAUACCUUCUUCCUAGCCCUCUUUGGUAGUUCAAGCGGCUCUUAUGACAGCUUCAAAGAACCCUUCUGCGGGUUCCUCCCGUCCUUCGAGUGAUAAAGAACGCCCCCAGCGCCCUAAAAGUGACUACAGCGAUAUUUCGACCGAAAUCGAUUCUGACAAGGAAAUUGCUGUUUGCAAUUUUGGGAAUGUGGAAAAGGAGAAGCCCGCGCCAAACCCGCUCCAGUAUCCAUUGCGAACUACGGGGGCAAAGAAAACAGUAAAUCUGGAAGAGCAUGAUAAGAGGACCUCGGAAAGAAGGGAGAUCAAACCAUCCUCCGGAAUCAAUGCUAAUAGAAUGGAGGAUGACACGGAUAGCGACGUCAGCGAUGAUGACUAUAGUACCGAUAUCACUGCAGUUGAGAGUGAUACAAAAGUUGAGAGUUGGGAGAACAGGAGUAAAUCUUCUUCCAGCAGAAAGCCAAACUACUCCCCGUCGUCGAAGUCGAACACCAAGAAGCGGAGUAGACUUACACAAGAAGAUUAUCUAUCAAGAAGCCAGAAGCUACACAAUUCAUAUAUCCAACGACCUCCAGCGUGGGCAAGCUGUUGCGGGGAUUGCUCGAGGUGCUGGAAAGGUACAUGGUCUUGGUGGGGUUGGAAAUGGCUAGUCAGAAAAUUGCCAUUCCUGCUGGCCCUUGCCAUGUUGUUGUGUGGAGCUGUAUGUGCGGUAACUGGGCCACAAACCGGCAUAUGGGCAUUGGAAGCGGGAGGAUAUAAGUUUGGUGGCUUGGGAUGGUGUGAUUCUCAAGAAUCAAACUGUCAAGAAGGUAUCCUUUACACUGAUGUUACCGCUAGUAGUCAGUGGCCUGCUAUGACGGUCCCUAUUCUUUUGUUGUGCUUUGGGUUUCUGGCUAUUAUUCAAUUGACAUUUCUCCUUUUCACUUUUUUGUUUGUUCGACACAUUUUUCUAUCCUGUUGUUCAGACCCAGAGUCUCAAAGUCAAAAUGUCAGAUCCCAGAAGCAGAAUCCCCGUAGAGUGAAAUCGUUGAUAUGGUUCGAAAGGAUAAUGACUUUCUGCGGCAUUGCGUACUCAGUAGUGGCCGUUAUCCUGGCGAUCUGGGUUAGUCAAACAAAUGCAGAGGGAGACGUGGGUUAUAAAUUAUCAACGUUCCUCCUUGUCUCCCCACUUGUAUGGUUCUUUCUGUCGAUAUCUUAUCGUUCUAGGUGGGCGUAUAAUUCGGACGCUUUUUUAUCGUCGGCUUCUCUCCGGCAAAAACGUGGAGGUAAAUAUGAAGAGACCUCUUACGAAGAUCCGGAUGAAGAUGAAGUCAUUGUGUCAAGGGAUGGCAUUGACCCCGUUGGAAGGCCGAAGAGGAAAUUAAGGAAGUACUGACAUUCGCCAGACACCCAUAUAGGCGCUACAUGAAUUGAUAGAUCCUUGAGAGGUAUCACGUAUGCUUGAUAUUAGUGAUAUACAACAAAUCUGCAUUUUCCCC
This is a messenger RNA of Cryptococcus deneoformans JEC21, 1485 nucleotides long. Its product is annotated as expressed protein. NCBI's taxonomy places the organism in Eukaryota, Fungi, Basidiomycota, Tremellomycetes, Tremellales, Cryptococcaceae. The record is from RefSeq and is a predicted model, not a curated record. The transcript has 4 exons. The coding region runs from base 54 to 1382 and encodes 442 amino acids.